Erigeron canadensis is the source of this 1374-nucleotide messenger RNA. RefSeq names its product coniferyl alcohol acyltransferase-like. Gene Ontology annotation, molecular function: acyltransferase activity, transferring groups other than amino-acyl groups. The coding region runs from base 1 to 1374 and encodes 457 amino acids. Lineage: Eukaryota; Viridiplantae; Streptophyta; Magnoliopsida; Asterales; Asteraceae. The record is from RefSeq and is a predicted model, not a curated record. The transcript has 3 exons.
AUGGCGAACAGGGGUGACACUUUUUCAGUGAACGUAAUCGAAAACGCGGUGGUGCAUGCAGAAGAACCAUGGAAUGACCACUGGGUAGCAUUUACAAACUUUGAUCGGCUGGUGCCACCUGUUGAUACCGGCUCUAUCUUCUACUACAAGGAACCCUCCAAUGGUACUUUCACCGAAAUAAUAGACGCCCUCAAAGCUUCGCUAUCUCAAGUUCUUACACUCUUCCCGCCCCUCGCUGGCAAGAUAGAAUGGAAUGGAGAGGCAGGAGAGAAUCAAUUUCACUGCAACAAUCAAGGUGUCGACUUUGUUGUCGCUGUAGCUGACGUGGAGCUCAAGGAACUCAACUUUUACAAUCCGGAUGAAUGUGUUGAGGGUAAACUAAUGCCCAAGAACAAACGUGGGAUCAUGUCCAUCCAGGUUACACAACUAAGCUGCGGUGGAAUAGUUAUAGGUUUUGCAAAUGAUCAUCGCAUAGUUGAUGGGUACUCUGCAAACAUGUUCAUGUCAGCAUGGGCAGACAUAACUCGAUUCAAAACCACGGCUAUACAUCCUUCGUUUGAGAGGUCGUACUUGAAACCAAGAUCCCCAUCCAUUUAUUCGCCGUCAAUUGAUGAUAUAUUUGCUCUAUUUCAACCACUAUCCAGCCCAACUGGGGUCAUAAGAGAUGUCGACAAUGAAUUUGUAAUUGCAAAUCGCAUGUACUACAUUAAAGGCGAACAGCUUACAAAGAUGCAGAUGUCAGCAAACGAAAAUGGGAGUAGGAAGUCAAAGGUAGUUGCAUUUGCUUCUUUCUUGUGGAAGCAAGUUGCAUUGAGCAUGGAAGAAUCCGGGAAACAUAAUGAAUCGUGCAAUAUGGUUGUUCCUGUUGAUGGUAGAAGAAGGUUGAGCGACGGAGGUGAUGAUGAGAAAGAAAAACUAAUAGCCUCACACUUUGGUAAUGUUUUAUCAAUGCCAUUUGGGUCGAAAAAACCACAGGAGUUAAAGGGGAUGUCAUUGAGCAAUGUAGCUACAGAGGUUUAUGAGUUCUUGCAGACUGCUACUACGAAAGAGCAUUUUUUGGAUAUAAUAGAUUGGGUGGAAGAACAACGGCCAAGACCACUAAUAUCAAAGGCGUUUGUCAGCGAAGGGAUGUCGUUCUCAGUGUCAGCAAGACAAAGCUUUGAGACCAUCGAUUUUGGCUGGGGUAAGGUUACGCUCGGAUCAUGCCACUUCCCGUCAGAUAGGAAAGAUUGUUUUGUGAUGACAAUGGGCAGUCCCAUAAACAGCGAGGAUUGGGUUGUCUUUAUGCAUAUGCCAAAAAAGCACUUGAACUAUAUUGAGACGAAAGCUAGUCAUGUGUUUAAGCCCUUGAGUGCUGACUACCUCAACGUUUAA